UCCAACCCAGUCUCUCCGAGCACAAUUACGCUAUACUUCCACUUGGCUAUCCUAUCCCUUUCACCUCACUUGGGUACUGGAUAUCCCCAUAUUAUACUAUCAUGUCAUCUUCACAAGGUGGUGUAGAAGAUACCUAUGAACUUCAGAACGACGAACGUCUAGACGACCUACAUUCGAAACUCCGUACACUUCGAGGAGUCACCACGGACAUAUAUGAUGACGUUGAGAGACAGAACUCGACUCUUGACCAUACACGAGACGCAUUCUCCUCGUUCGGUUCAUCACUAGCAUCAUCCUCACGACGUGCUGCAAAUGCCUUUGGUAUAGGCAACGGAGGUGUCAAGCAAUGGAGGAUAAUCGGCUAUUGCGUUAUUGCGCUCUUAGGCAUGUGGAUCACUCUGAAGGUCGUUUGGUGGUGGUACCCAUCAUCGCCUGCGCCGGAGCAUUAGGAUGCUUCACGCUGUUUGUCGUUUCUGUGAGGAUGCACUCGUCCUAUCGUCAUUGUAUGCAUUGCUUGACGUAGGGUUAAUUUAUGAUCUGCAUAUUGUAUUCUACUCGGAAAGCUAUCAUAUACCCCUUCAAUAUUGAUUGUCGCUUCAUGCAUCGUAAUAUUCCUCAGGAGAGACACGUUCUCAGAAUUCCC
This is a messenger RNA of Somion occarium, 643 nucleotides long. The record is from the annotation of a GenBank genome assembly. NCBI's taxonomy places the organism in Eukaryota, Fungi, Basidiomycota, Agaricomycetes, Polyporales, Cerrenaceae.